AAGGCGAGGGCGGGCUUGGUUUGACCUAGAAGAGGAGAAGAUGGCGGCUGCUGUGGGGUUGUCCCAAAAGGUGCGUCACUUCAGCACCUCUUUGGUCAGGCCAGCAUCAAGGUUGGUGCAGCCCCCCAUCCAAGUGUAUGGACUGGAAGGCCGAUAUGCCACUGCACUCUAUUCUGCUGCUUCUAAGCAGAAGAAGUUGGAUCAGAUUGAAAAAGAGCUGAGUCGAGUAUUGGCACUUAUUAGGGACCCUAAAUUGUCUGGUACUGUCAUGAACCCUCACAUAAAGCGCACAGUAAAGCAAAAGGCUGUAAAUGAUGCUUUAGUUAAAGAGAAACUGUCUCCUGUCACUGUCAACUUCGUCAAUGUGCUUGCUGAAAAUGGUCGUUUACGUUACACCCCAGGUGUAAUUUCCGCAUUUGGUAAGAUCAUGAGUGCAUACCGUGGGGAAGUGCUGUGUUCUGUUACCACUGCCCAGCCCUUGGAUGACACUAGUCUUACUGAAUUGAAAACAGCUUUGAACGGCUUUUUGGCUAAAGGAGAAGUACUGAAACUGGAGGUCAAGACUGACCCAACAAUCUUGGGAGGAAUGAUUGUCAGCAUUGGGGAUAAAUAUGUGGAUAUGUCUACGAAGUCCAAGGUUCAGAAACUGACUAAGAUAAUGAGAGAGGCUGUCUAGUGUUCAUCACAAGAUGUUUUUCAUGAAACUUA
Molecule: messenger RNA, 708 nt
Organism: Gekko japonicus
Lineage: Eukaryota; Metazoa; Chordata; Lepidosauria; Squamata; Gekkonidae
Gene: ATP5PO
Product: ATP synthase, H+ transporting, mitochondrial F1 complex, O subunit
Exons: 7
Coding region: 41-676 (211 amino acids)
Biological process (GO): proton motive force-driven mitochondrial ATP synthesis
Molecular function (GO): proton-transporting ATP synthase activity, rotational mechanism
Source: RefSeq, a predicted model, not a curated record